UUUCUGGGCGGCGCCAGAGCCGGGAGGGGCGCGGUCUCUGCCCUGGCUUCCCUCCUCCAUACACACCCCACGGGCUAAGGCGGCCACGUCCCGCUACCCCAGGGGGGAGACUGCGCCCGGGUGUGUCCUCAGAGUCCCCAGACAUGAAUGAGGUGAAGAACCGGAAGAGGUCAGGGCCCAAGGGAGCCCCCGCGGAGCCCGGGAAGCGGAGCAACGGAGGGAAGAGCCCCGAGGCCCGGGGCGGUGGUGGCGGGAGUUGGGCCGACCCCCGCACGGGCUUGAGCCUGCUGUCGCUGGGAACCUGCCUGGGCCUGGCCUGGUUUGUAUUUCAGCAGUCGGAAAAAUUUGCAAAGGUGGAAAGGCAAUACCAGUUGCUGAAAAUAGAAAGCAAUGAGUUCCAAGGACUUCAAAGUAAAAUCAACUUGAUUUCAGAAAAGCUUGAGUCCACUGAAAGUAUCCUGCAGGACGUUACAUCAUCGGUGUCUUUGGUGACCCAGUUUGAGCAGGAAGUAUCUGGCCUCCAAAGUAUCAUGCAUGGCAUUCAAAAUAGUGAAGAGAUGCUCGCUCAGAAGAUGCAGAGCCUUCAAGAGAAAUUCCAGAAUGUUACAAGUUUCUGGAAGAGAAGCCUAGAAGAAAUGAAUGCUAAUACAGACAUUUUCAAAUCAGAAUCUAAACACAUACAUUCUCAAGUUACUGUCCAAAUUAACUCAGCUGAGCAAGGAAUAAAAUUGCUCACCGAAAGAUUGAAAGAUUUGGAAGAUAGCACACUGCGAAAUAUCAGAACAGUAAAAAGACAGGAAGAAGAAGAUCUUCAGCGAGUUGAGGAGCAGCUUGGCGCUGAUACAAAAGCAGUUGAGAAGUUAGCAGAGAAGCAGCAUGCUCUCCUUGCCAGAGACGAAGACCUGACGAAUAAACUUGCUAACUAUGAGCCCAAAGUUGAAGAAUGCAAGACACAUUUGCCAACAAUUGAAAGUGCUAUUCGCUCUGUUCUCAAAGUCUCUCAGGACCUAAUAGGGACAGAAAAGAAAAUGGAAGAGUUGACCACUCAGAUGUUUAACAUGGAAGAUGAUAUGCUGAAAACAGUGUCUGAAAUAAUGGAGAUGCAGAAAACCCUUGAAGGAAUUCAGUAUGAUAAUAGUAUAUUAAAGAUGCAAAAUGAACUGGAUGUUCUGAAAGGAAAAGUUCAUGAUUUUAUAGUAUAUUCAAGCACAAGAGAAAAGGGAGCUAUAGAAGAAUAUAAUCUAGAAAAUAAAGAAAUCCAUGGUGAUUUUUGAAUUUACUACUUUGAUUUUGAUGACUGACACUACUACACAUACAUUUGAAGUGUUUUCAUAAACUUUACUUUGACCUCCAUUACGGGAAAGUCCACACAAAUGAUCCAGAUGAUCAAAACUUAUAUUUGUAAACACUAGCUAGUAUUUCAUUUUAACUAUUUUAAAUAAACUUUCUGAAACACAUCUUUGCUUUUUUAAAGCAAAGUAUCUAAUAUUUUAAAAUAUUUUUCUAAUAUCAUUGGAAAUCAUUAUGAGUUUCACCUCUGACAUUGCACCCAAGUAUGUUACUGUGUCUAGGAGCUACUGAGGAGUGUUGACCAUUUCACUGAAUGACUCCAGUUUGUUAUUUGUCCAACCUUAUGUCCAUUUCUUAUGCCUUUUCUGCCAUCCAGGUUGGUGGUGAUGUGUCUGUCUCACUUUAGAGCAGGCUAAAAUCCAGACAACCAAGUUCAUCAGAAUCUUGUAUAAAAUGAAAAGUAAUACACCUGAGGAAGAACCUAGGAUGUUUUGCUAUAAAUACACACUUUUUUAUAACUACAGUGUCUGGGAAAUAUUUUUAUUUUUUGCUAAGGUUCUAAACUGAAUUACAGUGAGAAUGUUUAAAAAAAAAGGGUGAGGCCCUCCCUGGUGGUGCAACAGGUUAAAGCACAGCACUAUGGAGC
Condylura cristata (star-nosed mole) is the source of this 1936-nucleotide messenger RNA. It is a transcript of the gene IKBIP, whose product is annotated as IKBKB interacting protein. The record is from RefSeq and is a predicted model, not a curated record. Bases 144 to 1274 code for a protein of 376 amino acids. The transcript has 3 exons. NCBI's taxonomy places the organism in Eukaryota, Metazoa, Chordata, Mammalia, Eulipotyphla, Talpidae.